GCGCCGCCCGGCCGCCUCUUCCGCCACGCCGCCAAGCGACAGGUGGCGCCGAGUCUGCCUCGCCGCCGACGCCCGCACCCGCCGCGUGCGGCCCGCCUGCGCGCUCGCUCUCCCGCUCCGACUGGCUCUACACCGCUGAUUCAAUUUAUAAGGCCCGCUUUUAACCCUGAAACUUUAACAUAACGUUUGUUAAUUACAUACCUGUGCAGUGCUAAGCCUUUUCCUUACCGAGGAAUGGUUAACACCAGUUGAUUGAAGUGUUUUGGUGUCGCUUAGAUUUGUUAUCAUGACUUGGAUUCGUCUGGGAUUUUAAAAAUUACCGUUUUAAGUCGAGGUGCCGUUGUGGAGGUGGUGGUGGCAUGCGGCGGCGAUGACGCGGCCCGGCCCGCACGGCAUGCGCGUGCGCUGCUGACAUGGCCUUCAGCCGCGCCGCCCUCCUCUCGCUUACACUCCUCGCAGCACUCGCCGGGUGUAGUGUGUGUGCGCCGCAGGGCAGCGUGCAAGGCGGCGUACAGGGCGGCGCGCAGGUCCCGCCGGGCGUGCCGCACUCCACAGCGCCGCCCGCCGGCGUCGGCGGCAUCCGCAGAUUCAGUCAGUAUUCCAGAGGGCGAGGUUACCGCGACUGGCGUACGCGCGGCGACCCCACGCUCAUCAAUUCACUCUGGCGCAGCCGACAGCCUCUCGGUAUCCGAAAGCAACUCGGGAACGCCGAGGUGUACAUAGUACUAGCGCUACUGAUAGGAUUUGUGACGGUAGUGGUGGGGUGCUGGCUCUCAGACAACUGCUGGUCGCCGGAACCGGAGGACAUCCUGGCGGGCGGCUGACCCGUGGCGGCGGGCGCGUGCACGCACGUGUAGCGCCCGCCGUCCGCGGCGGCGGACCGCGACAGCGGCGGCUCGCUGUCACCGGUACUGCCGCCGCCGGCGCCGCCACCAGCGCGAGCGCCAGCUUUUUUGCACGCCGCUCGCCACCUCUGCCGCGGUACCUGCCUCCCGCUACCGUGCGACACACGUCAUCGACCUCAAAUUUUUUGACCGGAACCUCCACGCCACUCCUGCCUGCUGCAUGAAAAGACUAACGGAAAUCAUAUUCCAGCUAUUGCCAAUGGCGGAGUGUGCGAUAACGGUAGCGAGUAACAUUUGAACAUCGAACCAACUACUUAUCAUUAUUAUAAACUUGUGGGCAAAAGAUGCAGAUGAAAUGUGGCCUCGGUCCUCUGUGAAACGGUGACAAGGUGGGAGAAAAUGUUUUGGUGGACUGUAAGAGCUUCGAUUAAGAUUUUUGUGUAUUAAAUGUGUCUGUUAAAAGUAUAUAAUCGUAAUGGUACAAGAUGACGUACGGUAGCGAAGCGCUCGAGAUUAGACUCCUAGUUCACUGUGUUAUUAUUGAUCCUUCAUGGUAGGCUCCGCUUCUAGUGGUCGCUGUAUUGAACUCAUCCGACGUAGGUGUGACCUGUGCUGUGACCCGGUUGCGGUCUCUCUCGUACCACUUUACUAAUUGUUUCUAAAAGUAUGUGCCUUGGAACGCUUUCCUUGACUUGACUUUGUAGUUUAGAGCGUGUUUUGAAACAUUUAGAAGAAUUUCUUCUCUCUGUCUGUACGGACAAAUAACCCCUUAAGUGCAAUACACAUCAUGACCGUGCCUUUACCGUUCUAUAGACUUUGAGAGGGACGUAAUUACCAAUAGGUUUUAAAAUACGCUUUCCUCGGCGGGGAAUCAACAACCAACGAUUGAUUUUGUAUUUUUGUAACCAUUCCGGCUUCGUUUCUUCCGCUUGUAUUAAUUAGAUGCAAUUUUCUCGUAGUAACUAGGGGAAAGUGGUUAGGACCAAAAGCCUCUCACUAAAUGAGCGUCAAUUGGAUUAAUUACAAUUUACCAUCACAAUAGGGUAAGAUUCAACAUUGAGGACAACGACAUGGAUACAUGAAUUAAUGUAGAGUUUCGAUACAUUUUUUGGCGUUUUACACGAUUAAAUAUGUGUUUGAGUAUGUACUACAUCCGACUGAUGUUAUCAAAAUAAUUGUUAUAUUGCGUACCAAUAUGUAAGCUUCUUAACAUUUCUAAGCAAAAACUCCAUCCAAAUUUAAAGGAAAUUAAA
Hyposmocoma kahamanoa is the source of this 2098-nucleotide messenger RNA. RefSeq lists its product as uncharacterized. The record is from RefSeq and is a predicted model, not a curated record. Lineage: Eukaryota; Metazoa; Arthropoda; Insecta; Lepidoptera; Cosmopterigidae. The coding region runs from base 414 to 824 and encodes 136 amino acids. The transcript is spliced from 5 exons.